AUUUCCUUCCUCCUACCAGGAGAGGAGAAGCGCGGUGGCACCGAGGAAAAACUUCACUUCCUUUUUAAAGGAACUGAAUUUUUCUGUUUCUUUGAAGAAAUUUUUAGUUCUUUUUCGAAUUCCUGAGAAUUUGGAAAGGAUGAAUCGAAUCCUAGUUGCUGUAGUGUCAGUGUUGCUGUUCUGUUCGUGGGUACCGAACUCUCACGGUCUCAAGAAACCAGUGACGGUAGCGAGGAAGGAAGACGUACCCUACAUCAAAUGCCAAGUAUGUGAGAAGCUUGCAUCACAGUUGCACCAGCAAGUGCAGAAGAAGCAGACCCAGAUCGGUCCCACGAAGAUCUCCGAGUUUCAAAUCAUUGAGAUUGCGGAGAAUGUUUGUAAUUUGAAGAAGGAGGAAGCGGAUUGGAUAUUGCGGAUUGAUAUAGUAGAGCAAAGAGAUAAGUUGGAGUUGGUGGAACAGGAUGUUGAAGGACAAUGCAAUUCAGAAUGCAAGACAAUUGAAAGAGCUUGUCAGGAGGUUAUAGGAUACUCUGAUACUGAUGUUGCUGAGUAUAUGUAUACAUCCAAGCCUGAUAUCGAGUCACUGAUAAAUUACCUAUGUAAGGACCUGACUGAGGCAUGCCGUACCAAGCCUCCUCCAGUCCCAAAGGAUAGAACCCCAGGAGAACCUUUUGAGCCCAAACCAUCCAAGGAUGCCGAAAUGGAAAAGAUUUUAAGGUCCAUGGAGGGUAUGCCAGGAGCUCCCAACAUGAAGAUGUACUCGAGGGACGAGUUGAUGAACAUGAAAAAUGUCGGUGAAGAUGCUGAUGAAGAUGAAGAUGAGGAUGAUGAGGAGGCACCAUUUUCCUCAAAAUUGGGAAAUCUUUUGAGAGAGAAAGAAAGUGCAAAAAGCAAUUGGAAGCAGAAGAUCACCAAAGGCAUUGCCCAUGCUGGGGAGGCAUUAAAGAAACAUGCAAACAAGGUCUCCUACCGGAUUCAUAAGUGGUGGAAAGGAUUUAAAGCUGCACGUUCAGGGAAUGCUAAGGGCAGCAAGCCAGAGCUUUAAGACAAUUCAAAAUGCUCGUCUGGAGAAAAUUUCAAAUUUCAAAAGGUUUGCAGUUUUGUUUCACUGCAUUAACAUGCUCUGCUAGCUAUAGCCAUUUACCAUAGAAGAGUUUGAUUGAGUAAAAACCUGAGGAAUUGAAGCUCCUCCUUAGAAACUUCUUAGUAUCUUACCCAUCUUUGGGAAUUUUUGAAGAUUACUUUGCAGAGUUGCUAUAUUGCUGAAUAUUGUACCGUAUCCCUCAGGAGAGUUAAAAAAAAAAAAAAUCUCUAUUCUUGAAUUUUCUCUUUUUCUUGAUGGUACUGAUUUGUAUGUUAUAUAACCUUUUUUCAUUUUUGAUCUUUAGUU
Rubroshorea leprosula is the source of this 1390-nucleotide messenger RNA. NCBI's taxonomy places the organism in Eukaryota, Viridiplantae, Streptophyta, Magnoliopsida, Malvales, Dipterocarpaceae. The record is from the annotation of a GenBank genome assembly.